Messenger RNA from Erigeron canadensis, 1921 nucleotides. Its product is annotated as molybdate-anion transporter-like. NCBI's taxonomy places the organism in Eukaryota, Viridiplantae, Streptophyta, Magnoliopsida, Asterales, Asteraceae. The transcript is spliced from 8 exons. Gene Ontology annotation, cellular component: membrane. Gene Ontology annotation, biological process: molybdate ion transport. The record is from RefSeq and is a predicted model, not a curated record. The coding region runs from base 208 to 1575 and encodes 455 amino acids. Gene Ontology annotation, molecular function: molybdate ion transmembrane transporter activity.
AUAGUCUUGGAUCCCAUCUCUCAUUAAUAUAUAUACACACAUACAUAUACAUAUAUCUUGUCAUCCUUUUUCAUUUCAAAACAUAGAUUUUUGUUAAAAGGAUCCCCUCUGCUUUGCUGUGUGGUCUUCACUUUUUCUGUUCACACACACUUUCUAUAAAUACCCAGAUCAAGAUCUUGAUCAUAAUUUCAAGAUCUUAAGACAAAAAUGGAGCUUUUUUACUUGAUAGUGUUUGGUGGUUUAGCCAUUGUUGUUGCUACAUUGGAGCUUAGCAAGAACAAUAAAGAUAGAAUCAAUACUCCUUCUGCUUUCAAUUCUUUCAAGAACAAUUACCUCCUUGUUUACUCUCUCAUGAUGGCUGGUGAUUGGCUACAGGGGCCAUAUGUCUAUUACCUUUACACCACAUAUGGUUUCGGGAAAGGAGAUAUUGGGCAGCUUUUUAUUGCUGGCUUUGGAUCUUCCAUGCUGUUUGGGACAAUCGUUGGAUCCCUAGCUGAUAAACAUGGUCGGAAAAGAGCUUCAAUUACUUACUGCAUAACUUAUAUCUUGAGUUGCAUCACCAAGCAUUCACCUCAGUACAAAGUUCUGAUGGUGGGACGUAUAUUGGGAGGAAUUGCCACUUCUCUCCUCUUCUCAGCCUUUGAAUCAUGGCUAGUUGCUGAACACAACAAGAGAGGUUUUGAGCAACAAUGGCUAUCAAUUACGUUCUCCAAGGCAGUAUUUCUUGGGAACGGGCUUGUUGCCAUUUUGGCUGGUUUAUUUGGAAAUCUGUUAGUCGGUUCACUAGCUAUGGGACCCGUGGCUCCAUUUGAUGCAGCUUCCAUCUUCCUUGCCAUAGGAAUGGCUGUUAUCAUAUCAUCAUGGUCUGAAAACUACGGUGACCCAUCAGAAAGCAAGGAUUUAAUGACCCAAUUCAGGGGAGCUGCUGUGGCAAUUGCAUCUGAUGAAAAGAUAGCAUUAUUGGGUGCGAUUCAAUCCCUAUUCGAAGGUUCAAUGUACACUUUUGUGUUUUUGUGGACUCCUGCUCUGAGCCCAAACGGUGAAGACAUUCCACAUGGUUUCAUUUUUUCUAUUUUCAUGCUGUCCUCCAUGUUGGGAAGCUCUUUGGCUUCUAGGCUUCUGGCACGUUCAUCAAUUAAAGUUGAAAGCUACAUGCAAGUCGUUUUUGUCAUCUCUUCUGCAUCUCUCUUGCUUCCUGUUAUCACAAGUUUUUUGGUGGCUCCUUCUGCGGAAAAGGGUGGAAGCAUAAAAUUUGCAGGAUGCAUCCAGUUGAUCGGAUUCUGUGUAUUUGAAGCAUGUGUUGGUUUAUUUUGGCCAUCAAUAAUGAAAAUGAGGUCCCAAUACAUUCCCGAGGAGUCUAGAAGCACAAUUAUGAACUUUUUCCGCAUACCGCUCAACAUUUUUGUAUGCAUUGUUCUUUACAACGUUGAUGCAUUCCCAAUCACUGUCAUGUUCGGAAUGUGCUCUGGUUUCCUCUUCCUUGCAUCUAUGUUGCAAAGGCGCCUCUUGGGUGUUGCAGAAAGAUCAAGGCAAGACAAGGUGAGGGAAUUAGAAGCGGAACCACUCACUAUUUAAUAUAUUAAAGAAACAUAUGAAGAUUUAUAAGAAAUGGUCAAAGUCGACAAAUCAUUCUUAUUUAAAGGUGUGUGCAAUGUGCAAUAUAUUUCAUCUCCUGGGAAUCAGAUGGUUUCUGAGGUCAUAGGUGGUUAUGAGGAACGUGAAGAUAGAACUAAAAAAGUUCAUUGAGAAUAAGGAACUUGUUAUACCAAUUAAGAUAGAGUAUUAUGAAGUUUUCAUAGUUUGGUUGAACAUUAACAAUGGUUAUUCCUAACCUAAAGUGUUUCUACAUUUUGUAAUGCUGUUUUUUUGUAGUAGUAUUUAUCAACAUUAAUGAUGUUCAUUAAGAAGCAAACAUUUAGUA